AUGUCCAGGGAGCAUUGUAGGGAGGAAGUCUUGAUUGCUGGAUGUUACUGUAGAUUUAUUCAACCAAUUAGAGAGUUGGAUUUCAUACAUACUGUCAACGAGCUAAGCUUUUCUGCCAAGAUUCUCGAGCUUCCAAAAACAGCUGGAGCUUGUAUCCCUGGAAGAGGGGCAGAAAAAGCUCCCGCAAUCAUGGUUCACUUGUCUCAAAUCCCCAGCGAGCAAAAUGUGACUGCUCCUCUCGUUGAGGGCCUCAAAAAACUUACAAUGGCUGCUUCGAGCGAGGAGGAUGCCUUCACUACUAGCGUCUAUGGUUCUAAAUUUGCCGCUCAGGAUCUUCCUCGACAUGAAAUGCCAGAGGGUGAAAUGCCAAAAGAGGUUGCGUAUCGUAUGAUUAAGGAUGAUUUAUCUCUUGAUGGAAACCCUAUGCUUAACUUGGCUUCUUUUGUUACUACGUAUAUGGAGAAAGAAGUAGAAGAUCUCAUGACAGAGAGUUUCAGCAAAAACUUUAUAGACUACGAAGAAUACCCUCAAAGUGCCGAUAUCCAAAACCGAUGUGUAUCCAUGAUUGGCCGUCUAUUCAACGCUCCUACAAAUGCAGAAGGUGAUGCCGCUGUGGGAACUUCGACCGUCGGUUCCUCCGAAGCUAUCAUGUUGGCAGUUUUGGCCAUGAAGAAACGUUGGAAGAAUGCUCGGAUUGCCGCCGGAAAAUCAACAAAUAAUCCUAAUAUUGUUAUGUCCUCUGCUGUUCAGGUCUGUUGGGAAAAGGCAGCGAGAUAUUUUGAGGUUGAGGAGAAAUAUGUUUACUGUACUCCGGAUAGAUAUGUUAUCGAUCCAGAGGAGACAGUUAAUUUGGUGGAUGAGAAUACUAUUGGUAUAUGUGUCAUCUUGGGAACUACUUAUACUGGAGAGUAUGAGGAUGCUAAAGCUGUCAAUGAUCUUUUGAUCAAGAAGAACAUUGAUACUGUCAUUCACAUCGAUGCUGCGUCUGGUGGAUUCGUGGCACCAUUCGUUUGUCCUGAAUUGGAGUGGGAUUUCAGAUUAGAAAAGGUUGUUUCUAUCAACACUAGUGGUCACAAGUAUGGAUUAGUCUAUCCAGGUGUUGGCUGGAUUGUCUGGAGAGCACCAGAAUACCUUCCAAAGGAGCUAGUCUUCAACAUCAAUUACCUUGGUGCUGAUCAAGCUUCCUUCACUCUUAACUUUUCCAAGGGUGCUUCGCAAGUUAUUGCUCAAUAUUAUCAACUCAUUCGUCUUGGUAAGAAAGGUUACCGUUCUAUCAUGAACAAUUUGACAAGAACCGCCGACUACCUCUCCGAUUCUCUUCAGCAACUCGGAUUCAUCAUCAUGUCUCAAAAGAACGGCAGAGGUCUCCCACUCGUUGCCUUCCGCAUCGACCCUGAAUCCGACAAACAUUACGAUGAAUUCGCAAUUGCUCAUCAACUUCGUCAACGUGGAUGGGUUGUUCCAGCAUAUACCAUGGCACCCAAGACCGAAAAUCUCAAGAUGUUACGUGUAGUUGUCCGUGAGGAUUUCAGCAAAUCUAGAUGCGAUCAGUUAUUGAAUGACAUUAAACUGUGCUGCAGUGUCUUGAAUGAGAUGGACAAGGAAACAAUUAAGAAGAAUCAAGAAUAUAUUAAGAUGCAUUCUACUCAUGUUGGAAAGAGCAAGCAUAAUCAUCCUCAUUACAAAAAUGAGAAGCACAGCUUGCAGGGGAAGACCGGAAAGACUCAUGCUAUUUGUUAA
Messenger RNA from Sclerotinia sclerotiorum 1980 UF-70, 1740 nucleotides. RefSeq lists its product as hypothetical. NCBI's taxonomy places the organism in Eukaryota, Fungi, Ascomycota, Leotiomycetes, Helotiales, Sclerotiniaceae. Gene Ontology annotation, cellular component: cytosol. Gene Ontology annotation, biological process: L-glutamate catabolic process. The transcript has 10 exons. Bases 1 to 1740 code for a protein of 579 amino acids. The record is from RefSeq and is a predicted model, not a curated record. Gene Ontology annotation, molecular function: glutamate decarboxylase activity; pyridoxal phosphate binding.